CGCACCAGGAACUCUCGCUGUUCCUACGCUUGACAAGGAGUAUACGAAGGCUGGGGCCCUAACUUCGUACAGAGAAGUGUUGGUAGGAUUCGCCAAGUAAUCGAUAACUUUGCUAGCUGCAGCCCUAUUAGCCACAUCAUGAUAAUUGUUGUUGGAAGCAAUCCCGGGUAAAGGAAAGGUUCACUUGGCGCAAGCCAUUAACACAACACGAAGAUUCUAUAUAGACCCGAUCUCUCUCUACCUCUCCACGAUCCUCCCAUCUCCAGCACACAGCCCAAGAACCAGAAAGGUCGCCCCCACUAAACUCCUCAUCAUGGUAGCACCAAUACCAUUCGCCCAGGCUGCCCUGGUGGUCCUGCUCGCCUGUGUGCAGCCUAGCGCGGCGGAGGUAACAUCCGUCAUGCCGAUGUUUAUCCUCGACUCCACGCCGGUCAGCCUCGACGCAGCCAUCAUUUCCGUGAGUCCAGUGCCGACCUGGACAUACCAAAGCAUCGUGACCUACUCCGUCGACUGCCCUCAGUCCGCCUCACCCGACAACGACGCCUGCCGCGCGCUGUCCAUCUACCCAGCCGAGGUAUGGCACACGCAGGGCUCCAUGUGGGGAGGGACGACAACCGCACGCGCGGACGACAGCACCACGACUUGGACUUGUAACCUCGGGAGUGGGGUCUCGAUGAAGACUAAGACAAUUGGACCAUCCUGCGUCAAGAGCAUCAACGCUGCGGGGGGGACGACGAGAGUCGAGACAACGUGGCUUGACUCAUGCUAUAUCUCAGCGCACAGCGUGCCUAUGCUGGUAACCGCAGGCGUUGAGAGGCUGCCCGCCGAGUACUACGUGACGUACGCGGUGUCGGAGUGGCAGUCGAUUACUAGCUCUCUAUUGUCAUCUAUGGGGUGUCCGGUGAGCUCGACGACGGCGAUGACUACUACUGCUUCGACGGCUGCGAGUAAUGGUGGAGCUAGUGAGACCGGAGGCACAAUACCAACAACUGGGGCUACUGCGACCCAGGAUCAGGUUUCGGAUACGGUGGCGGGAACUGCUGGUCCUAGCCCGACGGCCACAGGCGAAUCAUCGGGUACCUUUAGGGAGAUGUCAUUGCUGAUAGCAGUUGGGGCUGUUGCAAUAUGCUUAAUUAUUUAAUAGUUUAAUAGUUUAAUAGUUUAAUAGUUUAAUAGUUUAAUAGUUUAAUAGUUUAAUAGUUUAAUAGUUUAAUAGUUUAAUAGUUUAAUAGUUUAAUA
This is a messenger RNA of Pseudogymnoascus verrucosus, 1239 nucleotides long. RefSeq lists its product as uncharacterized. The record is from RefSeq and is a predicted model, not a curated record. The coding region runs from base 314 to 1141 and encodes 275 amino acids. The transcript has a single exon. NCBI's taxonomy places the organism in Eukaryota, Fungi, Ascomycota, Leotiomycetes, Thelebolales, Thelebolaceae.